GCUGGACUGCUGCUCCUCCUGCUAUGAUGCCUGGGCAGAUUCCAGACCCUUCCGUGACUGCGGGCUCUCUGCCAGGGCUCGGCCCCCUGACCGGACUCCCCAGUUCGGCUCUGACUGCAGAGGAGCUGAAAUACGCCGACAUCCGCAACAUCGGGGCCAUGAUCGCCCCUUUGCACUUCCUGGAGGUGAAACUGGGCAAGAGGCCCCAGCCUGUGAAAAGUGAGCUAGAUGAGGAAGAGGAGCGAAGGAAAAGGCGCCGGGAGAAGAACAAAGUCGCAGCGGCCCGAUGCCGGAACAAGAAGAAGGAGCGGACAGAAUUUCUGCAGCGGGAAUCUGAGCGACUGGAACUCAUGAACGCAGAGCUGAAAACCCAGAUCGAGGAGCUGAAACUUGAGCGGCAGCAGCUCAUCCUAAAAACCGGCAUCGCCACCUGCAUCGUCAGAACCGACAGUGUCAAGACUCCCGAGUCAGAAGGCAACCCACUGCUGGAGCAGCUGGAGAAGAAAUGACCAUGGGCUGGGAGGAGGAGGAGGAGGAGGAAGAAGAGGAAGAGGAAGAGAUAAUGAAAGAGGGAGGAGGAGGAGGGUCCCAGAGGGCCCUUCCUUGCUGCAUCAAAAACUUUUCAAUGAGGCUCAGCACAGCCAGCAUCGGCCGGGCUUUUUUUGUGAAAUUCACAUCAGCCACACCAGGGGAAGAACAGGCUGAUGAAACCCAGGACCAAGCGCUGAGACCAAAGUAGCCCCGCGGGUGGGGCCGUCCUGCCUGGGGCCAGGCUUGAAGGAGGCAGGACAGAGGCUCUGGGCCGGAGAGACGCCCAACCAGGCAGCCACGGGCACUUCUCCGGCCUCUCUGCCAGGGCACCCACCCAAGGGACCUCCGAGCAGCCAGGAAAAGCCAUGAGUUGCAACCAAAAUGUGGCUGAGGAUGGAACUCCGAGUGAAACUGCAACCUGCCUGCCCCCAGCCCUGACCCCUGACCCCGAAUCGAGGCUGGAGAGGGGCACGAAGCGGGGCCUGAGGUACCCACCCGCCCCGGUCCAGCGCGGUCCUGCCCGGGAGCGGCAGCCGGGGCGCACCCUCGCCGGCCUCGCUGGAGUUGCUGUGGGCACGAGGCGCGGGCGCCCUUCCAAAGCACAUACUCACUGAAUGUUUACAGACUGGCUGUCCUGGCAGGGCUUUCAACUGCACAUGUUUUUUAUACUUUCCUUUUUUUUUUUUUUUUUUAAUAUUUUUUACAAAAAAAAGAUUUUAUACAAGCAAUAUAUAUAUGGAUUUCUAUAAUCACUCGAUGUGAUACAGUAUAAAUAUGCUAUGGUUUGUUUGUUACGAACAGAUAUCUAGCAGUUAUGGCCGUUGUGUGUAACUCCUAAGUACUGUAGUCUCUGGGUGUUGGGGGUGGCCGGGUGGGGGUGGGGUGCAUUUCCAUCCUGGUAAACCCUUCAUAGUACUCAGUCCUGUAUCGCUCAGUAAACGUUACUCUUACUUACA
This is a messenger RNA of Pteropus alecto (black flying fox), 1487 nucleotides long. RefSeq names its product Jun dimerization protein 2 (gene JDP2). The transcript is spliced from 3 exons. Lineage: Eukaryota; Metazoa; Chordata; Mammalia; Chiroptera; Pteropodidae. Gene Ontology annotation, biological process: regulation of transcription by RNA polymerase II. Gene Ontology annotation, molecular function: DNA-binding transcription factor activity, RNA polymerase II-specific; RNA polymerase II cis-regulatory region sequence-specific DNA binding. The record is from RefSeq and is a predicted model, not a curated record. The coding region runs from base 24 to 509 and encodes 161 amino acids. Gene Ontology annotation, cellular component: nucleus.